AUGCAGUUGGACUCGUCACAGAUGGGUGGCCAUCGCCUUGGUCAUGUUCAGUUCGGCUCGGCAACCUCUGUAACGACACCCAUGUACGCUGCUACGGCAUCGCCUACGGAAGGACAUGCGUCAUUUGUUGCGAACAGCGUCAACAGAAUUCGUAAAGAUGACUUCGAUAUUUCGAUGGGUGGAGUUGCCUCGUUAGGGCAGUCAAGUUUGGAUACGAUGCCGUCUAAUUCCAUCGGGGCAGCCUAUGGACAAGCAGCGGCGGCAGCGGCAGCAUCCUCCGGCGUUGGGAGUUUGUCUCACCAAGCACAAGGUCCGCAAUUGCACCACCAUCAUCACCUUCCAGAUCUAGGGCAUCUAUCCAAAUCCAUGCGACGAGAUGAUGGUAGCGGAGCGCCGAGUAUGGUUGGACAAGUAGGGAUGCCACCACCAGCGCCACGCCCGCGCGGCCCGAAACUGAAGUUUACCGCUGAAGAUGACCAGCUUCUUAUCGAGUUAAAAGAGCAAAAGAACUUGACGUGGAAGCAAAUUGCGGAUUUCUUCCCUGGACGGUCAUCAGGUACCUUACAGGUCCGUUAUUGCACAAAGUUGAAGGCCAAAACUACGCAAUGGACUGACGAGAUGGACCAUAAGCUUCGAACUGCUCUGACCGACUAUGAGAAUGAAAAGUGGCGUAUUGUUGCGCACAAAGUUGGAUCCGGGUUUACACCAGCAGCGUGUAGGGAGAGAGUCUUGGAACUCAUCGGCGCCGACGACCCUGAUGCCACAUGGCAAUCCAUGUCUCCGAGAUCAGCCUCCGCAGCUGAGGAAUCAGACACAAUGGAACUACCGCAAAUACACAGACCAUGGCACGGAUGA
This is a messenger RNA of Pochonia chlamydosporia 170, 855 nucleotides long. Its product is annotated as MYB DNA-binding domain-containing protein. NCBI's taxonomy places the organism in Eukaryota, Fungi, Ascomycota, Sordariomycetes, Hypocreales, Clavicipitaceae. The transcript is spliced from 2 exons. The record is from RefSeq and is a predicted model, not a curated record. The coding region runs from base 1 to 855 and encodes 284 amino acids.